CUCCUUUCGUGUUGGUCCGAUUCGAAUCCCUGGAAUCCAAGAGAAAAAGCUCACAGCCCCAAAACUGACACUGCCAGCCCCAGCCCCAGCCCCAGCCCCGAAUGCUCCGCGCCUUCCUAGGGUUUCGCCACCCAUCGGAGAUCUCGCCACCGCCCAGAUGCCGCUCCACGACGCGCCCUCCAAGCGGCUCACCAGCUCCCGCCACCACGCCGCGCCCGGCGGCGUGGGGCAGCCCCCGCAGCAGCGCCCGCCGCGCUCCAUGUCCGCCGUCCCCUCCUUCUCCGCGCGGAAGCCGCCCGAGCCGCUGCGCCGGGCCGUCGCCGACUGCCUCUCGCCGCCCGCCCCGCACUCCCACGGGCCCGCAGCCGCCGCCGCCUCCGCCGCCACCGAGGCAUCACGCACACUCCGGGAUUAUAUAGCCAACCCAUCAACCAUCGAUAUGGCUUACAAUGUCCUGAUUGACCAUGCGCUUGCAGAAAGAGAUCGCAGCCCAGCAGUUGUCCCAAGAUGUGUGGCGUUGUUAAAGAGAUAUCUUAUCCGGUAUAUCCCAAAGGUGCAAACACUACGUCAAAUCGAUAUCUUUUGUGCAAACACGAUAGCAAAGUAUGACCCAGGGGCAAGUCACAGAGCAUCGUCAUUUGGCCAGAACUUUGGAUCAUCAGCAGCUUUGCCAAAUUCCUCUCUUGUUGCCCCACCAAUAUCGAACUUUGCUUCAGCAUCUCUUGUGAAGUCUUUGAACUAUGUCCGCUCGUUAGUCGCAAGGCACAUUCCAAAGAAGUUGCCAUUCCACCCAAUUCAUCAACCUAUUUCAUCAACCUCUACAAAACAGUCACUUCCUUCUCUUUCAUCGUUUUUAAGUAGGUCCCUAAUUCCUCCAUUGAAUCCAGAAGUUGCUACCAAUAGAGAUCAUCUUGAAUCAAAGGAAAGCCAUACUGCGCCUGAUUUAAUAUCAUCAGCAAGUGAAAAGGUUGACGGGGGAGAGCAUGGAUAUGAUAUCAAGUAUAUAUCCUUUGACAUUCUAAAUUGGAGAUGGCAUGUAUACGGUGAACGGCAAGCAUCAGGUUCUGCCAAAGAAAGCAGUGAUUUUGCGGGCCUUCAAGAUUUUCAUACACAGGGUUUUCUUGAAGUUGGUGCUGCAGCUCUUCUAGUAGGGGAUAUGGAGGCAAAGAUCAAUGAUCAACAAUGGAAAUAUUCUGUUAUACAGGAAUUUCCUGAUAUCGAUUUGUUGCAACCUUCAACUUCUACAGCUAGCACUUUUGCAUCAUCACAGGGUCAUCUGAAAGCAAUAACUGCCUCAAAACGCAUGAAAUCGGGCCCAAGCCAAGUUUGGAUGAACAUACCUGCAAACACAUUCCAGCCUCGAGCACGUCCCCUUUUUCAGUAUAGACACUACAGUGAGCAGCAACCAUUACGAUUGAAUCCUGCUGAAAUUUCUGAAGUCAUUGCUGAAGUUUGUUCAGAAACAACUUCAAAUCAGUCCAAUGCUCCAUCAAGAUUGACCACCCAGAGUCGGCAACCUUCAGCAGAUGUGGCAUUCAGUGUCCUCAUUAAGCUUGUCAUUGACAUGUAUAUGAUGGACUCUGAGGCUGCUGCUCCUCUGACACUUUAUAUGCUUGAGGGCAUGUUAAGUUCUCAAAAAUCACCUGCCAGAACGAAGGCUUUUGAUCUGAUUCUAAACCUUGGGAUACAUGCACAUCUGCUGGAGCCUAUGAUAGUUGAAGAUGCACCACCUGUUGAAAAAAGUGAAACUGCAAGCAACUCUUAUUUGAACAAUGAGUAUGGACCAAGUAUGGAUGAACAGAAGGCAACAGAACCUGUAGAAGAGCAGAGAAUUAGUCCUGCUAUUGAUCAGUUUGAGUCAUGGCUUCUGAAAAUACUAUUCGAAGUUCUCCUUCUCUUAGUUCAGAUGGAGGAGCGGCAGGAGAUUGUGUGGGCGUCAGCUUUAAGUUGUCUAUUUUACUUUGUCUGCGAUGGAGGGAAAAUCAUCAGGAGCAGACUUGGAGGUUUGGACAUAAGGGUUGUGAAGACUCUUCUUGAGAUUAGUGUGGAACACUCAUGGGCAAAAGUAGUGCACAACAAGCUCAUUUGCAUGCUGGCAAAUAUGCUGUACCAAGUACCAGAUGGAACUCAGAGUGGUGCACUUGAUACACAUUUUGUUCCUGAGCGGAUUGAUCUUCUUGGUGGAGUUGACUAUAUUUGUCUUGAGUAUUCACGAGCCAACUCAAAGGAAGAGAAGCGGGAUUUGUUUUUUGUUCUUUUUGACUAUGUAGUGCAUCAAAUAAAUGAGACAUGCUUGUCUGGUGGCCUUUCAGCAUAUACUUAUGAUGAUGCUCAACCCCUCGCUUCCCUUCUUGCAUCUGCUGAUGCUCCAGAGGCAUUCUAUAUAUCUGUGAAGCAUGGUGUUGAAGGUGUUGGGGACAUGCUUACAAAAGCUAUAUCAGCGUCAUUAUCACAGUCAGCAGAAUACGAGCAAUUAAGUGUGCUUCUGGACAAGGUUAUCAGGAAACUUGAUGGAACUGUGAGCACAUUUUCAAGGAUUGACAGCGAGUUUGCUUAUAUGAUCCAAGUAACAAAAUCCUUCAAGGGUUUCAGCAGCAUUAAAGAUGGAUCUGAAGAUGGUGAUGUUGCAUGUAGAGCAAGGUUUUGCUGGGCUACUUUGCACUCACUUCUUCACUCGCAAAUUUCAUCAUAUAGGCACCAUGGAUAUAUUUGGUUAGUUGAAUUGCUCCUCUCGGAAAUCAGUGAAGAAACCGAUGGUUCUGUUUGGUCUAAAAUCCAAACGCUCCAAGAGGAAAUUAAAGAUGCCGGAAGCCAAGAUAUCUCAUGUUCAGAAGUUUCACUGCCCGUUUGUCUGCUAUGUGGGCUUCUGAAAUCAAAAUACAACUACAUUCGUUGGGGAUUUCUAUAUGUUUUAGAGAAAUUUCUGAUGCGCUGCAAGUUAUUAUUGGAUGACAGUGACAUGCAAGAACACUCAGUUGCUUAUCAUAGCAAAAACCGCCUGGACAAAGCUUUCGCGGUUAUAGAUAUUAUGAGUACUGCUUUGCUACUUGUGGUUCAAAAUAACGAGACAGACCAUAUCAACAUCUUAAAGAUGUGUGACAUGUUGUUUUCACAAUUAUGUCUGAGGCUUCCGUCCACAAAUGUGAUGCAACUAGGAGGCCUUCAAUCCCUUGGUCAACUUUUUGGUUGUACAACUAAGAACAUGGAGAGCCAUUUGGAGACCCAGGCACCACACCAAACUGUAGGAACCAAGAAUUUUUGCAGGAGUGAGACAUUGCAAGAUACAAGCAUUAAUCAAUCUACUCAAUCGACUUUGCUUUGCGAAACAUCAAUGGCAGCACUACUUCUGAAAGGUCUCGCGAUAGCUCCGAUGCAGCUUGUAGCCCGUGUGCCAACUUCGUUAUUUUUCUGGCCGUUGAUGCAACUUGAAGGCGCUGCCAGUGACGAUAUUGCACUGGGUAUUGCUGUCGGUAGCACAGGAAGAGGCAAUAUUCCUGGUGCUACAUCAGAUAUUCGAGCGGCGCUUCUUUUGCUUUUGAUUGGUAAAUGCACGGCUGAUCAGGAAGCACUUACCGAAGUAGAAGGCAAUGAGUUCUUCAGGGGGCUUCUGGAUGAUACAGACUCAAGGGUAGCAUAUUAUUCUGCAGCUUUUCUCUUGAAGAGGAUGAUGACAGAGGAACCAGAGAUGUACCAAAGGAUGCUUCAAAGUCUCAUUUCAAAAGCUCAACAGUGUAACAAUGAGAAACUUCUGGAGAACCCAUACCUUCAAAUGCGAGGAAUAUUGCAGUUGUCAAAUGAUCUAGGAGUUCAAUAGUCACCACCGGUUUGACAUUCCAGUGUACAAAGCUUUCAGUGAGAAUUGGUACCAUCAAUCAUGUUUGUUGCAGAAGAAACUGUAUGUGUAUUCCUCUGCUCCUAAUAACAAUGAAAAGGUGUUUUUUGAGUGGACCAUGUAAAUUACUGCUUCUCCCAGACGCAUGACCAUGCUUCUGAAUUUCUUUAUUCUUUAUUAGAUCUGAACCAUUGGAUCUAUAUCCAUCUUGGGGUCACACUGUCAUUUGCAAGAUGAGUUGAAGAUCAUCUGGUUUCCUACCCUUGUGGCUAUUUCAGCGAGGCGACGACUGAGUUAGGAUGAGAUGGUGUUUCAUACACAUGACAAAUUGACAGCUGCAGUUUUCCAAAGCAGCAUUGAGACCGAGCCGGCGCAACUUUUUUUGUGAGGCAUGCUCGGUCCAAUAAUCGUAGUUCAUAGUCUAUGUGUGUUUACUUUGCCUGCCUCUCAAUAACGGAAGGCAUAGAAUGUUUGUAUGCUAGUGUAAUUGCUAUCUGGUAGUAAACUGACUGGAAACUUCUAGACAACUGUUGUUCUGGAUUCAUAAUAGAUUUGUAUCGGGAUAAGUGUAAAUUGUAGGGUGAACAAAAAAAGAUUUAACGUUAAUUUGAUAGCAUCUCUUUUAAUUA
Lolium perenne is the source of this 4461-nucleotide messenger RNA. RefSeq lists its product as uncharacterized. NCBI's taxonomy places the organism in Eukaryota, Viridiplantae, Streptophyta, Magnoliopsida, Poales, Poaceae. The record is from RefSeq and is a predicted model, not a curated record.